AUGGGCUCCUGCUCUGCCACCACAGCACAGAGCGACCCGUGGUGGAAAGUGGAUCUGGGACGAAACUACAAAAUAAAUGCAGUCAUUAUAACCGGCAAAGACCAGCAUCCUUUGAAUGGAGUCGAGAUCUGGGUGGACGCUUCCAAAACUCCCAAUGUCACCAGCUUCAGGUGUGGAGUGAUCCCUGUGUUUGGUGAGCCGUUAUCCGGAUACUUGUCCUGUAACGGUGCAGAAGGGCAGUUUGUGCGUCUGCUUCUGCCAGGAGCCAACCUAAAACUCGAGCUCUGUGAAGUCCAAGUUUACUCCACAGAUUUUGCCUACCCUCAGCCCAACGUGGCGGUGAAAGGACGCGCGGUGCAGUCGUCCACGCUGUAUCCCGCCGAGGCCCACAGAGCCAUAGACGGAAGAAGAGACACGUUUUACACAGAGGGCAGCUGCAGCCACACAGCUCCACAGAGCGACCCCUGGUGGAGAGUGGACCUCGGACAGCCUUUCAUCGUGUCCAAUGUGAAAGUCACCAACAGAGGAGACUGCUGUGCCGACAGGCUGGACGGGGCACAGAUACGCAUCGGAAACUCCCUAAAGAACAAUGGCAAUGAUAAUCCCUGGUGCACUAAUGUCACUCACAUACCUCUGGGAAACACCUUCACCUUCACCUGUAAAUCCACUGGAACGACCGGCCGCUACGUGAACCUGCUCCUCUCUGGAGAAAUGAGGAUUCUGACGCUGUGCGAGGUGGAGGUGUACGCAGACCCAGCAGUGGAAGCCUUGUCAAACAUCGCCAAUUACAAACCAGCAUUGCAGUCGAGCACCAAAAAAGUAUGGGAUGUAUUUAGUUUUCUCGAUGCAGGCGCACAUAAAGUCGUGCAAACGUGCAGGACUCAUAGAUUCGACAAGCUCUGCUGCAGUCAGACUCACACAUGGAGAAACCCCUGGUGGAGAGUGGACCUCGGUGCGCCCUACAGGGUCAGCGCCGUCGUCCUCCACAAUCGCCACGACUGCUGCUCUAGCUACAUCAUCGGCGCACAAAUCAGAAUCGGAAACAGUCGUACUAUUGGACAAAACCCAGUCUGUUCCACGAUCACCAAUGCAGACCUGAAACAGACCUUCUACUGUUCAGAGAUGGAAGGACAAUAUGUGUCUGUGAACAUAAAAGAAAUAACGACACUAACUUUUUGUAGAGUGGAGGUCUAUGGUUCUCGAGUGGAUCGGGGGCCGGCGGUGCAUCUGGUGGGAGGCCGCUUGUGCUGGUCGGACGCAUUGUUCUACUGCAGACGGCACCACUGGGACCUCCUCAGUGUCCAGAGUCAUGACGAACAGACCCAGGUGGAGCAGCUCAUCGCAAAGAGUGUCUAUCCCCUCUCUGAGAACGUGUGGCUGGGCCUGCGCAGAGAAUUGAUGGGGAUGCGGUGGUUCUGGAUGUCGGGGGAAGCGUUGACAUUUAAUCAAUGGAGACUGUUCCCUCCUCUGUUCCCAAACCCGUGCGGUGGUGUGGGCCGUACGGACGGUCUCUGGAGCCCGCUGUCCUGUGCAGAACACAACAACUUCCUUUGCCAAUCAGCUCCUGCUCAGAGCUCUACAAAAGUGUAUUACUACAGCAGCAAGAUGCCAAGAGUCUAA
This is a messenger RNA of Knipowitschia caucasica, 1620 nucleotides long. The record is from the annotation of a GenBank genome assembly. NCBI's taxonomy places the organism in Eukaryota, Metazoa, Chordata, Actinopteri, Gobiiformes, Gobiidae.